UUGGUAUUAAUCUCGUUGCGUGAGACGUGUAGCCCUUCUGUGAAGACACUUAACGUAUUUAUCAUUUGACAGACCCUUUCCCCGUGUAAUGCAGCAAAAAAAUGAGACGUAGCAGGGCUGAGUACUCUGCCUCGUGUCACAGAAUAUUUGCAUAAUAAUCCGCGUGCUCAGGGGCAGUGUGUUUCCAAGCAGUCUCUAGGAAAUGAGAAAUGCCAGAUACGUAUGAGGCGAUGGUGCCGUAACCCAGUUUGAAGUUCCUUCCUGAGCCUCACGCCUAGACGUACUUCAUCUGGAAGAUCGCUAGGGAGAAGGGAAACCGCUACUUAAAGACACACGCUCAGAAAGGACAAGGGCUUCAGACAGCAGUAGUUGGCGAUUGUUCUGUUAACAGUUAAGCACGUCUUCAGCCUUGGAAUCCUACCCCAGUCACCAGGCGCCUGUGACUAUGAAGUGACUGAAUCAAACUCAGGCAGCCAAAACGCUUUUCCUAAUUAAAAACCUUGUAACUUUUUGUUAGCUUAGAAGAGCAAAACUUCUAAAGGUUUUGAGCGAUGGGAUUAGAGACAUGUGGGACCUGUCUGAAUUGUCUGCUGGUCCCUCUCGCGCUUUGGAGCAUUGUUGUUAACAUCCUCCUAUACUUCCCCAACGGGAAGACUUCAUAUGCUGCCAGUUACCAGCUUCCUCACUACGUGUGGUAUUUUGAAGGGAUCUGUUUCUCAGGUGUGAUGAGUUUUAUUUCAAUUGUGCUAGCCCUGCUUGGAAUUGCUUUCUCCGGGUACAAUUGCAUCAUUUCUGCCUUGGGGUUGAUCCAAGGCCCCUUCUGCAAUUCAUCAACGGGAUGGGAUUAUAUCUUCAAAGACACUGCUGGAGGGUACCUCACAGACUACUCCGCCUGGUCCCGGUGCACGGAACCUGCGAACAUAGUGGAAUGGAGCAUCAUUUUGCUCUCUAUCCUGAUAGCACUUGGUGGACUUCAGAUGAUCAUCUGCUUCCUCAAAGUGGCUGCUGAGUUGAAACGGACGCUCUGUGGGACCUAUUCUGUCUUUGUUCAGCCUGGGAUUAUCUGAAAUGGCGAGGAAGUCUGCACUGCUCCAAAAAACGGGGAGAGAGAGAGAGAGAAGUGGCUUCUCCAGCAUUUCUUAUGGCAGAUUUGGGUGCUGCGAAGACAAAUGAAACGCUUGUCUUAAAUUUUUCUCCCUCAAACCUCUCUACGUUGGAUUGAGUUAUUUGAAUGGUUUAAUGGCUAAGUGCGGAACAUCUGCGUUUUCCUAAAGAGGCACUGUUUUCUAACUUGUCUGGUUGUCCCUGGCAGUGACUCUCCAUUUCUUCUUUUGACUCUCCAGCUUGUUCUGACCGUAGGGGUAUUUGAACACCGUGGGACUGCUUUCAUACUGAAACUUCCUUUUCUGAGUAAACUGCUGUGUUUAAGCAUGCUUUCACAGUCCUCUUCUUUCCCCUCCUUUUUUUAUACUGUAGGAAUACUUCUUGUUCUGAAAGGGCCUGAUUCAAAGCCUAGUGUGGCAGGAGUUGUUCUCCUGAGAAUGAGGCCUGAAUCAGGCCUUGACACUUCUAAAUGACUAAUUUUAAUUACAGACAGAACCAUUAUGAUCAUGAAAGUCAAUAGUCUGACCCGUUCUAUACUAGAAGCUUUUUAAGUGCACAGAGCAAUUACUGAAAAAAGACUAUUGCGUCUUCCUGAGGCACAGCUUUUAGGAGGACACCAAGGCCUGAUUUAAGGUUAGAUACAUAGCUCUGAAGGCAGCUGUGCUAAUUAGUAUGCCUUGAUAGCUGCACUGGGUUUCUUCUUCUUUUGAUAUUCAAAGGCAGACUUUUUUUUUUUAAGCAAAUAUUACAAGAAUUAUUAGGGAACCCUGUGAGAACCAAACAUUCGCUGGUAAAUGCUCUGACUAUGCUGCAUUGGAGGGGUAACAUUCUUGCCGAUAAUAAUCAGAAGAAAAAGAAUCAUCUUUUAAAAACUAGCAGCUAAAAAGACUUGUUAAUUCAUCCUGUCCUCAAAGAAUUAUUGUUUCAUUUCCAGUGGAAAUUCAGGGAUUCGCAAUAAAGUGGAUGUAUGGCCCAUCUGCAGCUGCAUAGGCGACAUUUGGCUGUGUUCAGCAGUCUGUGCUCUAGUUUCAAAAGAAAAACCCCCAGAGCAAGGCCAGAUCUUUACUUCAGACUUGCAAUAAUGCAUGUAUUCCUGUUGUAGCAGAAGCAGUGGGAUUCAGCUGUAUGAGGGUUUGCUAUUUAACACUAUCAGAAGUGCAAGCCAUACCAUAACUAGCAGCUGUGGAUAAGAUACUUAGAAAAAAAAUGGAAGAUUUCAGUAAUUUGAUUCUGUUUCAAGGCAAUGUUGUGAUUUUUUUUCUUGAUAUUUGUCUAUCAGAUAUUUUGAAAAGCUGAUUUCUUCCUGCAGGGUUUGAAUAAUGUAUCUGAAAUUCUACUUGCUUAGUUUCUGUUAAGUUUGAAGGAAUAAUAAAGAAAUGAGACAGUUCAUAUAAGAAUAGAAGAGAACAGGUGAGUAGGUUAUCAGUAAUGAUUCGUGGGUCUUCAUAAAGAGCAGAUCCGCUUCUCUACCCACAAAGACUUGUCAUUCUUUAGGGAAUCUCAGUACUGAUAGUUAAGGAGGGGUCUGGUCUUCUGGAUGACAGUUCAAGGUGGCAUAGAUGUUCAGUGGUGCGUGAUAAGAAGGUAUAUGAUUACAAAAUGGGGUUUCUUUGCAACUGCACACUUGGUUUUCCAUAGCCUUACAUGUGUGUCAUAUCGUAGAUAAUAAUCCCGCAUUCAUAUGGAUUUAUGGAUAUUGUUCUGAGAAGAAAAGGGAAAACAAAAAAUUUAUCAACCUUCCACAUAGCUUGCAGAAUCUGGCAGGCUUCAUGCCUGCAAACCAUGUAACUGCUUAUUUUGACAAUGUUAGAAAUGUCUGAAAAGGUUUGGGUUAUUUGAAAAAAUAGUAUGUGCAGGAUACACAUUCAGAGCAGAAAAACCCCGGAAUUGCAAAAUAUUCCUUAGGUGAAUGGCUCCAUUUUAUUGAGGAAAGAGAACAAACAAGGUAUUCUUUUCAGGCUCCAGCCCAGUCAUGGGGAAAAUACAGACUUAUCUUUAGGCAAACAGGGUCUAUUGAGGUGGAUCUGCUGGAUAAAACCAAAGAAAUACCUACAGUUUGCACCUGGAAACUCUUAACCCCUUCUCUUGCUCCCAUGUCUGUCCACUCCUCUACUUCCCAAAACGUUUGUCUCUGACUAUGAAAAGUUUUGAGUUUGGCUGUCGGGAAACAGCAGGAAAGGUUUCACAUUUUUUUCCACAGUAAUAACUGCUAGUGCUGGGAUUAGCGACGGAGAUAGCUUGACUGUCUUUGCUUCAUGUUUUAUUGCGAUUGUGCCCUGUGGCUCUACCUCUAGCUUGUAUCACCUACGUUUGUGGCUUAAAUCAAAGACUAUGCUGUGUAAUUUAGUUCUUUUAAAAAGUAUUGAUUCUGCAAUACUCUCUAUUUGUAA
Molecule: messenger RNA, 3494 nt
Organism: Dromaius novaehollandiae (emu)
Lineage: Eukaryota; Metazoa; Chordata; Aves; Casuariiformes; Dromaiidae
Gene: TM4SF18
Product: transmembrane 4 L six family member 18
Exons: 4
Coding region: 552-1067 (171 amino acids)
Cellular component (GO): membrane
Source: RefSeq, a predicted model, not a curated record